UAUAAUGAUAUAGUACAAUAUAGUAAUUUAAUGCUUAUAUUGUGCUAUGCUAAUAAUAUAUUGUAUGUUCAUUUGAUUUGUAAGCCGCUCUGAGUCCCCUUCGGGGUGAGAAGAGCGGCAUAUAAAUGUAGUAAAUAAAUAUAAACCUCUCUUGCCUAGUUUCCAUCAGCUCUCUCACACAGUUAGGAAGUUCUUCCUCAUGUUCAGAUGGAACUUUUCCUGUCGUUUGAAGCCAUGGUUCCAUUGCAUCCUAGUUUGCUUUUAAUUACUCUGAUUUUAUCUGCUUGGAUUUUGAUAUAUUGUCCAUUAUUUUAUUUUGUGUAUUGUUGAAAUGCUUUAAGUCAAAUGCUAUGUCGUUGUUUCGGGUUUGUCCCUGUUGUGAGCCACCCCGAGUCCCUUCGGGGAGAUGGGACAGGAUAUAAUAAUAAUAAUAAUAAUAAUUAUUAUUAUUAUUAUAGUCUCCAGGGCAGCAGAAAUGAAGCCUGUGCCCUCCUCCCUAUGACUUCCCAUCAAUCUCAUCUUGAUCCACGGCCCUCCUCAUGUCUCCUCUCUCUCCGCCUUCUCUUCUGCAGGCUAAACAACAUGCCCAGCUCUUUCAGCCGCUCCUCAUAGGGAUUGUUCUCCAGACCCUUGAUCCUCUUCCUCCGGACACAUUCCAGCUUAGAGUCAAAAUCUCCCUUCAGUUGCAGUGACCAGUGUGAUUCCAGGUGCAAUAAAUCUUACCAAACGAAAGGUUGGCACUUCAUCUUGUUGAUGGGAAGCUUCCCACCAGAGUAGAAAUCAUCUAUCGGAGAGAUGGUAAGCUAUUUAACCUCAGUAGAUUGAAAGCCAAAGCCAAGGUCACAACAUCUGUUAUAGAACUCCAAUAUGCAGAUGACAACGUUGUCUGUGUGGAUUCAGAAAACCUACAAGCCACUCUAAACAUCUUUGCAGAAGCAUACGAGAAGCUCGGCCUCUCACUGAACAUCGAGGAAACCAAAGUGCUCUUCCAGUUUGUUUGAAAGCCAAAACCAAGGUCACAACAUCUGUUAUAGAACUCCAAUAUGCAGAUGAUAACGUUGUCUGUGUACAUUCAGAAGACCUACAAGCCACCUUUGCCGAAGCAUACGAGAAGCUCGGCCUCUCUUGAACAUCGAGAAAACCAGUGCUCUUCUAGUUUGUUUGAAAGCCAAAACCAAGGUCACCACAACAUCUGUUAUAGAACUCCAAUAUGCUGAUGACAACGUAGUCUGUGCGCAUUCAGAAGAAGACCUCGAAGCCACUCUAAACACCUUUGCAGAAGCAUACGAGACGCUCGGCUUCUCACUGAACAUCGAGAAAACCAAAGUGCUCUUCCAACAGGCACCAGCUACUCCCUCUGCAAUGCCAGGAAUGCAGCUUAAUGGUGUCACAUUAGAAAAUGUUGACCAUUUCUGCUUCCUUGACACUGAAAUACAACACCGCCUGAGCUCUGCGAGUGCAGCAUUCUUCCGUAUGAAGCAGAGAGUGUUCGUAGAGAUACCAGGGUGCUUGUUUAUAAAGCCAUUCCCCUCCCAACCCUGUUCUACGCCUGCGAAACGUGGACCAUCUGCAGAUGUCACACUCAAAUCCUGGAAUGAUUCCAUCAGCGUUGCCUCCGAAAAAUCCUGCAAAUCUCUUGGGAAGACAGGCGGACAAAUGUCAGCAUGCUGGAAGAAGCAAAGACCACCAGCAUUGAAGCAAUGCUCCUAUGCAUCAACUCUGGAUGCCUCGUUGGAUGCCAACGACUGGAUGCCACGUUGUCCGAAUGCCCAAAGAUCACCGUCUCCCAAAGCAGUUACUCCCAACUCAAGAACAGAAAGGUUGGUGGACAGGAAAAGAGAUUGAAAAGUAGGUUUAAAAACUGUGGCAUAGAAACUAAAAACUGGGAAGCCCUGUCCCUUGAGCGCUGUAAUUGGAGGUCAGCUGUGACCAGUAGUGCUGUGGAAUUUGAAGAGGCACAGAGGGAGAAAUGUGUCAAGAGGAAGGUGCAUCAAGCCAACCCUGACCGGGACUGCCUUCCACCUGGAACAAGAUAAUCUCACUGUGGGAGAACAUAAGGAUCAAGAAUAGAGCUCUAUAGUCAUGUACAUAUCUGUCGCCAAGACACUUGGAAGGCCAUCAUACGUUGACAAUGAGGGAUCAUCCAAGUAAGUAAGUAAGUAAUUAAGUACAGUAGAGUCUCACUUAUCCAACACUCGCUUAUCCAACGUUCUGGAUUAUCCAAUGCAUUUUUGUAGUCAAUGUUUUCAAUAUAUCGUGAUACUUUGGUGCUAAAUUCAUAAAUACAGUAAUUACGACAUAGCAUUACUGCGUAUUGAACUACUAUUUUUAUCAAAUUUGUUGUCUAACAUGAUGUUUUGGUGCUUAAUUUGUAAAAUCAUAAUGUAAUUUGAUGUUUAAUAGGCUUUUCCUUAAUGCCUCUUUAUUAUCCAACAUAUUCGCUUAUCCAACAUUCUGCCAGCCCGUUUAUGUUGGAUAAGUGAGACUCUACUGUAUUUCCUAUCUCUUUCAUCUUUCUCUACUUACCUAUUUCAUCCACCUCUUACCUUCCUACCUACCCAUCUACCUACUUCAUUUCUCUCUCUCUCAUUCAUCCACUUAUUUCAUAUCUUGUUCUUUUUCAACUCUUUCUUAGUCUCUCUACGUACCUUUGUGGUUUAGGAUGGAAGAAGCACACUGCCAAGUUUAUAAUCUCCGCUUCCAACGUUAUAGGGGCAGAAAUAAGUGUCUGAAAGGGGCAAGAUGGUGAGGCCAACAAUCACCGAGGUCUCUGCUUUGCACAUCAAGUAGGGAUUUCUAGCACGGUUAGGAAGAUGGUGUCUUGAAGGUUAACAUCAGCAGCCAACCAGACAUGAAAACGGAUCCCGGCCCCACCCAGGGUGAUUCAGUGCCACCUCCCGUUGCUCCGCUCUUUGAAGGAGGCACCCAGAAGCACCGUGGAGAGACCUGCCAGUCUCCAGGAGUGUUUCCAUCCCAGAUCGGAGAUGGCUUGGCAUCCUAACACCGCAGCCCAGCUGGCAGGCUUGUCCCUCCUGCUCCUUGGGUGGAUCUUGUCCUGCGUCACGACGUACGUGCCGCUGUGGAAGCGACGCAACUUGGACCUCAAUGAGAUCGAGACCUGGAACGCGGGCCUCUGGCAGGUCUGUGUUGUUUGGGACGGGGACGUCAUGGAGUGCAGAAGCCACGACUCUUUCCUCGCCCUGCCUUUGGCCACCCAGGUCUCCAGAGUCAUUAUGGUGGCCUCCAACGCAUUGGGGCUUCUUGCCGCCGUCCUUUCCGUCUGGGGCUCGGACUGGAUGAAGACGGGAGGAAGAAAACCAGGACUUUUGGUCGGUGGUGGUGUCGUCUCGUGUCUUUCUGGAGCGGCAACGCUUGUGCCCGUUUCGUGGACUGCUUACAACAUUGUGCAAGACUUUUGGGAUGAAACGGUGCCAGAUAUUGUCCCGAGGUGGGAUUUGGGUGACGCGUUGUUCUUGGGCUGGUUUGCAGGAACCUUCCUUAUCUCCGGUGGCUUUUUUCUUCUCUGCUCCGGCUGCUUCCUAAUGAACAAGAUACCACCAAGACCACUUUCUGUCCACCAGAAGCUCAGGGCACAAAUGUCACCAAAUCGCUAUCAGAAUUCGUCACCAAAGAAUGAAUACCUUGUCAUCUAAGAUUCCAGAAUAUGGGGAAGAAGGCGAUGAGAGCGAAAAAGAGAAUGAGACGGACUUUCGGACUGGCACGAAACUGGUUGGUUGGACAAUAGGUCAUGGUUUAGAUACUUGUUUGAAUGGGAAAAUCUAUUGGGUUGUAUGGGAUUUUCAAAGGCAUCAGUGUUCUCGGUGAGAGCAUUGUAAGGAGCUUAAGAUGCAUAGAAAUAAAAUGUUGAAUAAUUACAAAUGAUUGUUUGUGCAAUUUUGGGGAGUUGAUAUCACUUGUAUGCAGUACAUAUUUUUGGAGCCCCGAAUGGCACAGUGGGUUAAAUAAUAAUAAUAAUAAUAAUAAUAAUUAUUAUUAUUAUUAUUAUUAUUAUUAUAAUUUGGAAACAAUAGACAUUGACAAAAUUACUAUCUGCUAACUGCAAAAGGCCACCCUACUGGGAUCUGCGCGCAUCAUCUGAAAAUACAUCACACAGUCCUAGACACUUGGGAAGUGUUCGACUUGUGAUUUUGUGAUAUGAAAUCCAGCAUG
Molecule: messenger RNA, 4170 nt
Organism: Anolis carolinensis (green anole)
Lineage: Eukaryota; Metazoa; Chordata; Lepidosauria; Squamata; Anolidae
Gene: cldn25
Product: claudin 25
Exons: 2
Coding region: 2985-3653 (222 amino acids)
Biological process (GO): bicellular tight junction assembly; cell adhesion
Cellular component (GO): bicellular tight junction; plasma membrane
Molecular function (GO): structural molecule activity
Source: RefSeq, a predicted model, not a curated record